GGGUCUAUAUUGGGGCCACUAUUCUUCUUACUCUAUAUUAAUGAUCUACCUGCAUGUCUGAGUCAAACAAAACCACGGCUGUUUGCUGAUGAUACAAAUAUUACAGCAGCUGGAGAAUGCUUAAGUGAUCUUGAAGAUGCAGUAAACUCAGAUUUAGAAAUGCUUCGUAAAUGGCUCAUGGCAAACAAACUGAGCUUGAAUGUGGCGAAAACUGAAUUUCAAAUUAUUGGUACUAAACAGAUGCUGAAGAAAGCUUCUGUUCAGCAACUUAAAAUUCACAUUCAAAACAUACCCAUAAAGCAG
Messenger RNA from Paramuricea clavata, 303 nucleotides. The record is from the annotation of a GenBank genome assembly. Lineage: Eukaryota; Metazoa; Cnidaria; Anthozoa; Malacalcyonacea; Plexauridae.